AAAAUAAAACCCCCAAGCCUUCCCGCUUUCUGCAUCGUCCCCUAAAUUACACACACCUCACGCACUAAACCCAAAACAAUCAGUCUCUACUCAUGGAUUCUCAAGAGAAUUUAAAUACACAACCGGAGAUCGACGCCGUCACCGCCGCCGUGGUAGAAGAUGACACGGAGGAGGAGGCAAUGGUGGGACCCGCUCCGCCUCAAGUCCGCCGCAAGCGUCCUCUCCAGUUCGAGCAAGCUUACCUCGAUUCUCUCCCCUCCGCUAACAUGUAUGAGAAGAGUUACAUGCAUCGGGAUGUGGUCACGCAUGUUGCAGUAUCCGCAGCAGAUUUUUUUAUAACUGGGAGUCUUGAUGGACACUUAAAAUUUUGGAAGAAAAAAGGAGUUGGUAUUGAGUUUGCAAAGCAUUUCAGAUCCCACUUGGGCCCUAUUGAAGGCUUGGCUGUCAGUGUCGAUGGGUUACUUUGCUGCACCAUUUCAAAUGAUCACUCUGUGAAAAUAUACGACGUGGUCAAUUAUGACAUGAUGGUUAUGCUGCGGCUUCCAUACAUACCUGGUGCUGUUGAAUGGGUUUACAAACAAGGGGAUGUUAAAGCUAAGCUUGCAGUCAGUGAUCGCAACUCCCCAUCAGUGCAUAUUUAUGAUGCUAGGGAUGGUUCAAGUGAAGCAAUUAUCUCGAAAGAGAUACACUUGGGACCAGUAAAAGUUAUGAAAUACAACCAAGUACUUGAUUCUAUGAUCUCCGCAGAUGAUAAGGGUAUUAUUGAGUACUGGAACCCUGCCACACUAAAGUUCCCUGAGAAUGAGGUGAAGUUCAAAUUCAAAAGUGAUACUGACCUCUUUGAAAUUGUGAAAUGUAAAACAACUGUGUCUUCAAUUGAGGUAAGUCCAGAUGGUAAGCAGUUUUGCAUCACAUCACCAGAUCGCAGAAUUCGUGUAUUUUGGUUUAGAACAGGCAAACUAAGGCGUGUUUAUGACGAGUCCUUGGAGGUCGCCCAAGAUCUACAGAGAAGUGAUGCACCUUUAUACCGUCUUGAAGCCAUUGAUUUUGGACGAAGGAUGGCUGUUGAGAAGGAAUUCGAAAAAACAGAAAGUGCUCCACAGCCAAAUGCACUAUUUGAUGAAAGUUCGAACUUUCUUAUAUACGCGACCCUCCUUGGCAUUAAAGUUGUAAACUUGCAUACAAAUAAAGUUUCCCGAAUUCUUGGGAAGGUGGAGAACAAUGAUAGAUUUUUGAGGAUUGCCUUGUAUCAAGGUGAUCGGAGCAGUAAAAGAGUACGGAAAAUUCCUGCUGCUGCUGUGAAUGCAAAUGAAAGCAAAGAACCUCUCACUGAUCCUACACUGUUAUGUUGCGCUUUCAAGAAACACCGCAUAUAUUUGUUUAGCCAGAGAGAACCAGAGGAGCCUGAAGAUGCAACGAAAGGCAGAGAUGUCUUUAAUGAAAAGCCUCCUGCUGAUGAACUUCUUGCUGUGUCUGAUAUUGGAAAAUCUUCAACAACAUCACUUCCAGACAAUGUGAUUAUGCACACUACAAUGGGUGACGUUCACAUGAAAUUAUACCCAGAAGAAUGUCCAAAAACCGUGGAGAAUUUUACAACCCACUGCAGAAAUGGAUAUUAUGACAGUUUGAUUUUUCAUCGGGUCAUCAGAGGGUUUAUGGUACAGACCGGAGACCCGUUGGGAGAUGGUACCGGUGGACAAUCUAUAUGGGGAAGGGAGUUUGAGGAUGAGUUUCACAAAAGUUUACGGCACGAUAGGCCUUUCACAGUCUCGAUGGCAAAUGCUGGACCAAAUACUAAUGGCUCGCAAUUCUUUAUCACUACUGUCGCCACGCCCUGGCUGGACAAUAAGCAUACAGUUUUUGGUAGAGUUGUGAAGGGGAUGGAUGUGGUACAGGAUAUUGAAAGAGCUAAGGUAGACAAGCAAGACAAACCGUAUGAUGACAUAAAAAUCCUAAAUGUGACUGUUCCCAAGUAGUAGGGGCUAUCAAGUGACCUGUCCAGUGUACUGGUGAUAAUAACUUGCACCUUAUCAGGGCUUUCCUUGCAGGGUUUUGAUGUUGGCCACAUUUCCUUGCUUUGCUGCUUUGAUGUCGGGCUAUGUGCUCUAAUGUUAGACAUGAAUUAUUGAGGUUCUCUUAAGCAUUAAGUUUACAAUCUGUUUUUGUAGCAAUGCUUAGUAGUUUUUUCUGUUUAAACUUGUGCACCAAAACGAUCAUAAACGCAAUAGGAACUGUAUUUUACUGAUUAAAUUCUGAUACUAUUUCAAGUGGUUCAGAAUUAUCCUGACAACACUUUCAAAACAAGGUGUCGUUUCAUCUGCUCUUAUAGUUUCUUUCAAAAAUAAAAGCACAGAGGUUUACUUACC
Molecule: messenger RNA, 2366 nt
Organism: Daucus carota subsp. sativus
Lineage: Eukaryota; Viridiplantae; Streptophyta; Magnoliopsida; Apiales; Apiaceae
Product: peptidyl-prolyl cis-trans isomerase CYP71
Exons: 14
Coding region: 93-1976 (627 amino acids)
Biological process (GO): protein folding; protein peptidyl-prolyl isomerization
Molecular function (GO): protein binding; peptidyl-prolyl cis-trans isomerase activity
Source: RefSeq, a predicted model, not a curated record